Molecule: messenger RNA, 3573 nt
Organism: Athalia rosae (coleseed sawfly)
Lineage: Eukaryota; Metazoa; Arthropoda; Insecta; Hymenoptera; Athaliidae
Product: myosin-2 heavy chain, non muscle-like
Exons: 13
Coding region: 283-2880 (865 amino acids)
Molecular function (GO): hyaluronic acid binding
Source: RefSeq, a predicted model, not a curated record
GUCCUGGUAUUGAGCUGAUCUGCGAUUGGUCUUUAUUGUGUAACGUAACCGUCUCUUUUGAGAAUUUAAAUAGCCCAUCUUGCAUUUCCCAUAGUACGUUAACCCAUGGCGUAAUGGUUUCCCAUAGAAUCGUCCUUCGUGAAUUUCCCUCGCAAAAGUACGUUGUUACUUGAACGAGACGGUCGCGUUAAAGUUGCUUGUGGCACUCUACCCUUGAACGAUUAGAAUAAUAAUAGUAACACUUUGAGAUUUAUUUAACUUGAACUAGCGUUGUGCACCAAGAUGUCCUUUCCCAGAGCAAGAAUUCAAAGAUUCAACGAAUUUCCUAAUGAUGCGCCGCCUCCAGGAGCUUAUGAUCCAAAGUUCAAAAAUAAAAUCAAGGGAUUGGUUAUUGAGAAAACAGAUAGAUUCCAAGACAACAAAAGUAUCUCUAGUAGCUGCGCCGAUUGUAACACCUCGACAUCUAGCAAGUCAGGCAGCAUUACCGGGGUACCACCGUUCAAAAUUCCCCAGUUACCGAAGAAAAAGUCUGUCACUAAGCCAGCACAAAAUAAUUCAUCUGUGAAACUGGCGAGUAAUAAAAAAUGUGAUAUCAAAUACGAUGUAACAAAAGAACUAGCCGAUCUAAAGGUCGAGUGCCACAACAAGGACAAAACCAUACAAGAAUAUGAAAAGCAGAUAGAGGACAUGAAGGAAGAUAUUGUGAACCUUGAAAGACAGCUGGCUGCAAUCAAAGAAGAGCAAACAGAAAUUGAGUCUCGGUACAAGAAAAAUAUGGAUGAAAUGGUACAAGAUCGUCAGCUGGCAGACAUAGAGAUGAAAGCAAAGAUGCAAAAAAUCCAUGAAGAUUUCCAGGCUGAAAUAAGUAAGAUGAAAGACGAGGAAUACAAGCUUCGAAUUGAGCUUACCAAUCUAUCCGAGGUCCGAGAAGACCUUGAUGUCAAAUUGCAGCAACGUCAUGAUCUGGUUAUUCAAUUGCAAUCCCAGCUAUCAAUGCUGGAAUGUGAACGCGAUGAAUAUAAGGCAGAGAACGAGAAUUUAGCCUCAGAAUCAGACCGUCAUGCAAUGUCGCUUGCUGCAAGCUAUGGUGCGGAAAUGGAUGGUUUGAUAAAAGACUUUGAACAGAGAAAGGAAAAGUUAACAGACGAACUUGAGUCUGAAAGAAACGAGAAAUCUCAAUUGAAAGAUUCCCUGCAAAUAGAAAUUGCUGCUAAGAAAUCUUUGGAAGAGAAGUUAUUAAAAAUCGAAUGCUUAUAUUCUGAUGUGAAGAGUCGCUUGAAAGAAGCUAAAGAUGAACUCCAAGAGGUUAAAGAUCACCAUUCCCAAGUAUUGAAGAACCAUUCCCAGGAAAUUCAGACACUGAUGAGUCGCCAUGCCGAAGAAGUUGCUCGUCUGGCAGAGAGGACGGAAGAAUUCCGACAAAAAUGUGCAGUGCUACGCGAAAAGAGGCAUGAAAUGGAAAAAAAGGCUGAAAGUAUGAUCCAGGAGGUUAAGCAAUCUGUUAACGAAGAGUUGCAGAAAGCCACAGAAAAGUACAUUACAACUUUGGCUGAAAUGGACUCACAACUCACAACCGCCCAGAAAAAUCUUGAACAAAAAGAAGAAGAAAUUGUUCAAUUAUUAGUUGAGAUAGAAGAAUUGAAAGAAUCCUCUGCCACCAAGGAAAGUUCCAACCAGAGCUUACAAACCGAUCUUGACCGAGCUGAAGCAGAAUUAGCCGACAGGAAGGAAGAGAUAAAAACUUUGAAAGACCAACUUCGCAAUGAGGCAUCAGAGAUGGUUACAAGACGAAGGAGGCUGGACCUUGUAAUGUCAGAAAAUCAGGCGACUGUUACUGCAAUCAGCGAACGUCUGGCGGAAAGUGAUUCAGAGGUUGAGCGUUUACAAGCCGAGUUGGAAUGGGAGAAAACGCGAUUGCGGGAACAUCGCGAGUUGCUGAACACAAUGCGCGCUAAUUCCACCCUUGCACACGAACAAAUGCGAAGUCUGUUACAGCAAUUGGAUGCUAAAAAAGAAGAUAUAGAUCAGCUCGUCGUCGAUAACGUGGUGAAAUUUGAUGCAAUGAAGUCUUUAUUUGACGCUAAAAUACAAGAACUGAAUGAUGUUACUGCUGUUGAAAUCACCAGACUCAGAGCAGAGUGUGACAAAUCGAAUGAUGAAAAUAAAGAGCUAAAACAACAGCUUGCUGAGAUGUUGGAAAAAUUGAACGACGCUCGAGAAUUGUUACUUAAAGCCGAAGAACAGUAUGAUGCUCAAGGAAUUGAGUUAGCGCAGUUGGAGGUAUCUUGUCAUAAGUUUGAGAAGUUAUACAAAGAGUCAAAUAAAAAAUAUGAAGAAAGUAACGCGAAAUUGGCUGAACAACAGUUGGCCAUUGACAAGGCACAGAGUUACAUCGCUGAGUGGACUAAAAAGUUUGAAAUCAUGGAAGGCAAAGGAGAACACUGCAAGGAGAACUGUUCAACGCCAGAACAUGAAAGUGACCCAAAAGAUAAAACCGAAGUAGAAACCAAAGUAGAACUCGGAACAAGUUGGAACCCUGAAGCAGAUUUUUCAAAAUUCUUCGAAGAUCGUGACCUGCUUGAAUCGAACUUGCGGAAAGUAGAAGCUGAGUAUAAGGACCUCGCAGACAAGUACGCAGCUGUGAUUGGGCACAACAAUCACAAGCAGAAGAUUCAGCAUAUGUUGCAAAUGAAAAAAGAAAAACUGCAAUUAAAAGAGGAUGUUGACGCAGCGAGAAGAAUAAUAGCGCAGCAACAACGAACGAUUGAGAAGCUGCGCUCUGAUGAGCGUGCUCGGCAGCAUUCAAAAGAAAAUGUACCAUCUUCGGUUGUCGCAUCCCCGCACAAGCCGAGCACUCCCUUAAAGGACAGAAAUGUUUGACCUGGAAGGACUCGAGACCCUCAAUUCUCGAGCUUCCCCUCGGCUCUGGUAGUUUCGUAAUUGUUUCUAUGAUUACCAGCAUCACGAAUGUAGUGAUAAUGGAUCUUAUUAUUAUUAUUAUUAGAUUAUUUAUUCAUUCUCCUAUAAAACACCAUUCGUAGUGUGAACAAUGCGAAUGAGAGAAAAUUGAUGUAACAUUUAUCGUAUUACUACGAAAUGUCGGUGCCAAAAAAUUACGAAUUUUCACAUUUCAUAUAAAAUCCGGUGGCUCGAAAAAAAACGUACGCAUAUCAACGAUGAGAAAACCAAUUGUUUUUAAUUGCAGUUUAUAUUGAACAAUAUCAUCUAUCUUUCAUUAGUUCGAUCGCCUUUUACGUUUUCUUUCGUUAUAGAUAAACAAAUAUUUUACACCACGUCAUAGAGAUAGGGAGAAAAAAAAAACACAGUUCACCUACAUAUGUAGAUCCGUACUCGCUUACUUAUUUUCCGGUGAAUGUCGAAGAUGACAUGAAUGAUCUGAUGGCAUUCUAUUAAUUCAUUACGUAUCAUAUAUCGUUCAUUUUUUAUACCUGAAUCACCGAUAUAAAAACUUUUGUUACUGAUGAACGCGCUGUGCGUUAUUACAUUUGCCUAUUAUUCUAUUGUGCUUCAUACGACAAACUCAAUAAAGUAUAAAGGUAUUUUCUUAUAAAA